Messenger RNA from Nanorana parkeri, 522 nucleotides. It is a transcript of the gene EFCAB2, whose product is annotated as EF-hand calcium binding domain 2. The record is from RefSeq and is a predicted model, not a curated record. Lineage: Eukaryota; Metazoa; Chordata; Amphibia; Anura; Dicroglossidae. The coding region runs from base 29 to 514 and encodes 161 amino acids. Gene Ontology annotation, molecular function: calcium ion binding. The transcript has 7 exons.
CGUCACCAUGGUAAUCUAGGCAACAACUAUGGCUGAAGAGAAAGAGGCUGCCGACGCACUUGUGUCAGAGCUACAGAAAAAGAUCACCGAAGCAUUUGAAGUGUUUGACCAUGAAAACAACAAAACUGUAGAUGUUCGAGAAAUUGGGACGAUCAUAAGAUCAUUAGGAUGUUGCCCGACGGAAGGAGAACUUCACGAUAUGCUUGCGGAGGUGGAGGAAGAAGAACCUACAGGGUUCAUUCGCUUUGAGAAGUUCUUAACAAUGAUGACAAAAGUAUUACUGGAAAGAAGGUAUCGGCCAAUAGCUGAAGAUGUCCUUCAACGAGCAUUUGAGGUUUUAGAUGACAAGAAAAAAGGAUUCCUCACUAAAGAAGAGCUUAUUAAAUACAUGACAGAAGAAGGUGAACCAUUUACACAAGAAGAGAUGGAGGAAAUGGUCUCUGCUGCAGUUGAUCCAGACAAGAAUAUUGUUCCUUACAAGGACUAUGUGUCAAUGAUGAUAGUAGAUUAUUAAUACCGCAA